Messenger RNA from Aphanomyces astaci, 1139 nucleotides. RefSeq lists its product as hypothetical. The transcript has 6 exons. The record is from RefSeq and is a predicted model, not a curated record. Lineage: Eukaryota; Oomycota; Saprolegniomycetes; Saprolegniales; Verrucalvaceae. The coding region runs from base 69 to 878 and encodes 269 amino acids.
UGCGUAACAUGUCAUAUCCAUUCGUGGUAAACUUACUGUGUAACGGUCGCUGCUUUAAAUGAAGCCGAAUGGCGGACGCUCCAGUCGACGGGACAACCCCAUCGUGUUUCUCGACAUUACCAUUGGCGCCAAGCCACUUGGUCGACUUACCAUCGAGCUCCGCGCAGACAUUGUGCCUCGAACCGCUGAGAACUUUCGCGUGCUGUGCACCGGCGACGUGCAUGACGCCAAAGGCAACCCCAAGCGAUACCUUGGCUGUCUCGUCCAUCGUGUCGUGCGGGAUUCGCUGCUUCAAGCAGGUGAUAUCGAUGGCGAAGGCGGCAGUUGUGCGUAUGCGACGCCCACGUUUGACGACGAAAACUUCAUCCUUCGGCAUAUUGGGCUUGGUACCGUGGGGAUGGUCAAUGCGGGGCCCGAUACGAACGGGUCCCAGUUUUACAUAUGCUUCACGGCGGCGCCUUGGCUCGACAACAAGCACGUGGUGUUUGGGGCAUUGCUGGGCGAAUCGAGCUUUGAAACCCUGGCCAAGCUCCACGGACUCGCCGCGUCCGAGUCGGGGCGGCCGCUGGACGUCGUGCGCAUUGCCAACUGCGGGCAACUCUUUCCAGCGUAACAUGAAUUCAAGCACGUCAUGUGACCACUUGACUUUGGCCCCGAUCGAUGGACUGGCCUGGAGAAUGCUGUCCUACUGUCCCCUCGAGAACACCACCCAAAAGCUCCGGACGCGCCAAAAAUACAGGUACUUCAAUGUCAGUAUUCAAUGUCAGUAUUGCAAGGGAAUAAGUACGAAUGUAGGGACCAGCGUUCGAAUAAUACAAUGUAGAACUUUUACCUUUGGAACACGAAUUGCCGGUUCCGCCGUUCCCAAUGAUCAUUAAUAUUAGAGAGGUUAAUGGUGACUUCAGCCGCUCGUGAGAUGUUCAUCAACGCAUUUACCUCCACGCAAGAGUAGUCGACCUUGGAGGACGGCCAGCACUUAAUACCCAGAAACUGUACAUAACAUUACCUGUACAAUCAAUAGUUUGUACCAACGAAGUCUUCGGUUUCAAUCAAAUUCAUGCUCCUGCGAGCUAUUGUAUCUGUGAUCGAGCAUUCGCAUUGUAGUAAUCACCGUAGGAAAACCAAAGCUCCAGCACAAC